This is a messenger RNA of Penicillium paradoxum, 663 nucleotides long. Its product is annotated as putative secretory component protein shr3. The record is from RefSeq and is a predicted model, not a curated record. The coding region runs from base 1 to 663 and encodes 220 amino acids. NCBI's taxonomy places the organism in Eukaryota, Fungi, Ascomycota, Eurotiomycetes, Eurotiales, Aspergillaceae. Gene Ontology annotation, biological process: endoplasmic reticulum to Golgi vesicle-mediated transport. Gene Ontology annotation, cellular component: endoplasmic reticulum membrane. The transcript is spliced from 2 exons.
AUGGCCUUCAAAAGCGGGUCGUUCGCGACCUUCCUCAUCGUCUGCCCAACCUGUUUCUUCCUGGGCAUUAUCUUCUCCCUCUUCCCCUAUGACUACCCGAUCCUGUGGUCCACCGUGACUACCCCAGCCGCGCACUAUGACUACCUCGAAGCACACCUCCGCUUCCUCCACGCCUCGCCCCCACUCAUCCCACGCAUCCUGCACAUCGUCAUCUUCCUCGGUCUGGCCGGUCUCCUCGCCAAACUCUUCAAGCCCUCCGAGUCCAACAUGCUGUUUGACGGCGCCUCGCUGGUCCUCUACAUGUGCGGCGUGACAGUCUACAUCGCCAACAUCGUCAAGGGUCUGCGCCUUGCGACUGCCGGCCAGUAUGGCGCCGCCCUGGCCACCAACGCCGAAGAGAAGGAACAGAUCCUCGACCGUGAGGACUCGCUCAAGGUUCUCUCUGCUAGCAAUACUAUUCUCGCGCUGGUCCUUGUCGGUAUCUUGGUGCUGCAGGCUGGACAGUGGUAUGCGGAGCGCAAGGAUGCUCAGGAAGAUGAGUCCUUUGCUACCAAGAAGGCUGAGAAGGAGUCUGGUGAGGCGACUGCUGCUUCUUCCGGUGCGUCGACUGCGACUGCUGGUAAGCCUGGUCGACAGGGUAGCCAGCGGAAGAAGAACAACUAA